AUCCCUAAACUCAGCUGAAUACUCAACAAAGAAGAGAGAUAACAAUGGCGCUCAUCAAGAAUAUUCUUGCCCUUGUAGUUCUUCUUGGCGUUGUUGGUCUUUCCUUUGCACAGCCACAUGAGGGUGGUCUUGACCUCAACUACUAUCGCUCUAAGUGUCCACAAGCGGAAGCCAUCGUCCGCCGUAUCACAUUUCAAUACGUUUCUCACAGGCCAAGUUUUGCUGCUGCGCUUCUGAGGAUGUAUUUUCAUGACUGUUUUGUCAGAGGAUGUGAUGCUUCGCUUCUUCUGAAAUCUCCAAACAAGGAUGCGGAAAGAGACGCUAUCCCCAACUUGACAGUGAGAGGCUACGAAGUGGUCGAUGCUGCCAAGACAGCCCUCGAGAGGAAGUGUCCUGGUGUCGUUUCUUGCGCUGAUGUUCUUGCCUUGGUCGCUAGAGACGCUGUUUCAGUGAUCAAAGGACCAUGGUGGCCUGUUCCAUUGGGGCGUAGGGACGGACGCGUAUCAAAACUUUCCGAGGUUAAUUUACCAUCUCCUUUUGCCGACGUAAAUGCAUUGAAGCAGGACUUCUUCGCCAAGGGUCUUAACACUAAAGACUUGGUCGUCCUCUCAGGGGCUCACACCAUUGGAAUAUCUUCUUGCGGUCUCAUCAGCAGACGUAUCCAUAACUUCACUGGCAAUGGUGACUUUGACCCAUCGAUGAACCCUAGCUACGUUAGGCAGUUGAAGAAGAGAUGCAAGCCAACUGAUAGGAGUACCAUGGUGGCGAUGGACCCAGGAAGUUUCAAGAAGUUUGACUCUCACUACUUCAACGUUGUGGCUCAGAAGAGGGGUUUGUUCACAUCUGAUUCAACACUUCUCGAUGACGUGGAGACCAAACACUACAUUCAGACGCAGGUUGAAACCAGUGGGGCUUCCUUCGACAAGGAUUUCUCUGAAUCAAUGGUCAAACUUGGUUUCGUCGAGAUUCUUACCGGGACGCAGGGUGAGAUCAGGAAGAGAUGUGCUUUCGUUAACUAAUUUGGAUCGCUUUCUGCUUUCAGGAUGAUUCAAAUUUUAAAACUGUUUCUGCUUAUUGUGUUAUUUUCUUUCCUUCAUCAAGUCCUCUUUUCUUUGUGUUUGAAUUUUGGAGAUGCGCAUUUGUUUAUUAUUUAAGUCAUGUUUUUCUCCUCUCACGAAUGUUAUCGAUUGAGUUAAUAA
Eutrema salsugineum is the source of this 1199-nucleotide messenger RNA. Its product is annotated as peroxidase 2. The record is from RefSeq and is a predicted model, not a curated record. The transcript is spliced from 4 exons. Gene Ontology annotation, biological process: response to oxidative stress; hydrogen peroxide catabolic process. Gene Ontology annotation, molecular function: peroxidase activity; heme binding. The coding region runs from base 45 to 1019 and encodes 324 amino acids. Gene Ontology annotation, cellular component: plant-type cell wall; plasmodesma. NCBI's taxonomy places the organism in Eukaryota, Viridiplantae, Streptophyta, Magnoliopsida, Brassicales, Brassicaceae.